Molecule: messenger RNA, 542 nt
Organism: Aspergillus melleus
Lineage: Eukaryota; Fungi; Ascomycota; Eurotiomycetes; Eurotiales; Aspergillaceae
Product: FG-GAP repeat domain-containing protein
Exons: 2
Coding region: 46-357 (103 amino acids)
Source: RefSeq, a predicted model, not a curated record
CCUCAAUGGUGAGUCUUAACAUGGAAACUUCAAGUUUUGCAAUGUAUGCUAAUAGACCAAGGGGAUGGAUUGGAUGAUUUCGUGUGCAUUGGUCCAGAUGGGACCGCCUACGCCAGCCUAAACCUAGGCAACGGGAACGAUGAAAUUGCACCGACCUUUUGCGACAUUACCAAGAUCAAGGAUCCGGAAGGCUAUGAUAGGGAUCAUGUUCGACUAGGAGACAUUGAUGGAGACGGACGGACUGAUUACUGCGUGAUCCACGAUGACGGUGAUAUUCAUUGUUGGCGUAACAUGGGAGGAGCAAGUAGGUCAACCUUGAGUCAGGGCAUACCGUGCCUUAAGACCUCAAGUUUCUAACUUUAGUGCAGAUGACAAGCCCAUAGUAUGGCAAUCAAUGGGCAAGCGCUUUACCGGCAAAGGCAUGGAUGACAUUCGCGGCGUGCGUUUUAUGGACAUCAAUGGUGAUGGCAGAGAUGACUGGAUAUGGGUUCGAGACGACGGACAAGUAACAACGUAGACGAAUUCUCGAAGUUGUGUAAAAG